This is a messenger RNA of Cladophialophora psammophila CBS 110553, 546 nucleotides long. RefSeq lists its product as uncharacterized. Bases 1 to 546 code for a protein of 181 amino acids. The transcript is spliced from 2 exons. The record is from RefSeq and is a predicted model, not a curated record. Lineage: Eukaryota; Fungi; Ascomycota; Eurotiomycetes; Chaetothyriales; Herpotrichiellaceae.
AUGAAGCUCCUCUCCACUUUAACCCCCCUGUCGCUCUUGGCCGGUGUCAUGGCUCUCUCAACCCCCAAGCGAAGUGGUGACUGGCAAGACUGUCUUUCGCAAGAUGACGCCGAGUUGAUUGUCGGCCAGUAUAUCACGAUACUGGAACAUACCGACGUGGCUGCUGCCAAUGCCACGGCCCAGAGCCUGCUCGAUCCGAACUACACCGAGACCAGGGAUUCGAUCUUGUCGCUUGAAGGACUGCCACUCGGAACCGCAACCUUUGUUGGCAAGGAUGUGUAUAUCAAUGGGGUCCUCAGAGCGCCAGGUCUGAAUGGUAUCACCACCAUUGAGAUCCUUGCCGCCGGCUGCACCAAGAUCCUGUGGUAUUGGAACUUCCUGGGUGUGGGAGGCGCUCAGUAUGAGGUCAAGGGCUUCAAUCUGUUCACCAUCACGCCGUCAAUGCGGAUCGCGCAGGUCGAUCUAGAAUUCAAUUCAAUUGCUUGGGGUCUCGAUACAGGGUAUCAGCUGGUCAGACCUUCGAGUCCAGCUCUCACCCGCAAGUGA